GAAGAAUUAGAACGGCAAGACAAACGUGGUCGACGUGGUGACAUGACAGUCCCUGAAAGUGACUUUGAACACACCAUUUUCUUCUCAUUUUCGAGUAACUCUCAGCGGAUAUUUCGUUUUAAAUACCUGAGGGGUUUAAUUGAACCCAGUAUCAACCAUGUUUAAAGUGCAGGCAUCUCGUGCUAGCACUCUCCUACCUCGCAUACGGGAAGCAUGGCAAUUCAGACAAUUACAAAAGACAGCCACACCUUACUGUGCAGUACUAUCAACCAGUGGUCUCCAUGGCAACAGAUACCGAUCGACCGUUGUACAGGAGCAGCCAGCUGAAAAGAAAAAGAUUGAAAAAUUGAUGGUUGCCAAUAGAGGUGAGAUAGCAAUUCGAGUAUUUCGAGCAUGUACAGAGUUAGGGAUCCGUACGGUUGCUAUCUAUUCAGAGCAAGAUAAAGGUAAUAUGCACAGAGGCAAGGCAGAUGAAGCAUACCUGAUAGGAAAGGGAUUACCACCUGUGGCUGCUUACUUGUCUGUUCCUGAAAUCAUACGAAUUGCAAAGCAACACAAAGUUGAUGCUAUUCAUCCUGGAUAUGGAUUCUUAUCAGAAAGAGCAGACUUUGCCAAGGCUUGUACCGAAGCUGGUAUCAAGUUCAUUGGUCCAUCACCUACAGUCGUACAUCAGAUGGGUGACAAGGUAGAAGCUAGACAAAUUGCUAUAGCAGCAGGUGUACCGGUAGUACCUGGAACCAAUGGUCCAGUCACUACAUCACAAGAAGUUGAAGAAUUCUGUGAACAGUAUGGUUUCCCAGUUAUCCUCAAAGCAGCAUAUGGAGGAGGAGGAAGAGGAAUGAGAGUCGUCCGAUCUAUGGAUGAAGUGAAAGAGAACUUUGAAAGAGCAUCGUCUGAAGCUUUGUCAGCAUUUGGUGAUGGAUCAAUGUUCAUUGAAAGAUAUAUAGAAGAGCCAAGACAUAUUGAAGUACAAGUACUAGGUGACAAAUUUGGAAAUGUCAUCCAUCUUUAUGAGCGUGACUGCUCCGUGCAACGUAGACAUCAAAAGCUGAUUGAACUAGCCCCUGCCCCUAUGCUUGACCCCGCCCUGAGGAACAAGAUGACGUCUGAUGCUGUUAAACUUUGUCAGUCAGUCAACUAUGAGAAUGCUGGGACUGUUGAGUUCCUCCUUGAUAAACAAGGCAAUCAUUACUUUAUAGAGGUCAAUGCAAGAUUACAGGUGGAACACACUGUCACUGAAGAAAUUACAGGUGUUGACCUUGUUCAGUCUCAGAUAAAGGUUGCUGAGGGAUACAGUCUUCCAGAGCUUAGUCUAUCACAAGAUGAUGUACAGAUACAAGGGAGUGCAAUGCAAUGUAGGAUUACAACAGAGGACCCGGCUAAGAACUUUCAACCUGAUACCGGCAGAAUUGAGGUAUUCCGAAGUGGUGAAGGAAUGGGUAUUCGUAUUGACAGUGCCCUAGCUUUUGCUGGUGCUAUAGUAUCCCCUCACUACGAUUCGUUACUGGUGAAACUCAUCUCUCGAUCCAGAGACCAUCAGAGUUCAAUCAGAAAGAUGCUCAGAGCCUUGGCUGAGUUCAGGAUAAGAGGUGUUAAGACAAACAUACCAUUCUUAGAGAACGUGUUACGCCAUGAGCAGUUUGUAUCAGGUCAGGUGAAUACAUCAUUUAUUGAUGAGAAUCCUCAUCUCACAAGAGAAUUCAAACCAAGUCAAAAUAGAGCACAGAAACUUCUCUACUACUUCAGCAACCUGUUGGUUAAUGGUCCUGCCACGCCCCUUGCUACCGCUCUUAGACCACCUAAUGUUACCCCACCCAUUCCAGAGGUACCAUUUGACAAGGCAGUACCUGUGGGAAAGAGAGAUAUCUUACUUCGGGAAGGACCUGAAGCAUUUGCUAAGGCUGUGAGGAACAAUCCUGGUCUAAUGUUAACAGAUACCACCUUUAGAGAUGCACAUCAAUCCUUACUAGCAACACGUGUGAGAACCUAUGAUCUUAAGAACAUCUCACCCUUCGUAGCACACAACUUUCACAACUUGUUCAGUGUAGAAAACUGGGGAGGUGCUACAUUUGAUGUUGCUAUGCGCUUUCUUCAUGAGUGUCCUUGGGAGAGGUUAGAGACGUUACGAGAACUGAUCCCAAACAUCCCAUUCCAGAUGCUUCUCAGGGGAGCCAAUGCUGUAGGAUAUACUUCAUAUCCUGAUAAUGUUGUGUACAAGUUCUGUGACCUUGCCCAUAAGAGUGGAAUGGAUAUCUUCCGUGUCUUUGACUGUCUUAACUACCUACCAAACCUGAUCCUUGGUAUGGAAGCUGCAGGAGCUUCGGGUGGUGUAGUGGAAGCUGCUAUCUCAUACAGCGGAGAUGUAUCUGAUCCAUCUAGGACCAAAUACACCUUGGACUAUUAUACUGACCUAGCAACAGAGCUUGUUAAAGCUGGUACUCAUAUCCUCUGUAUAAAGGAUAUGGCUGGUCUUCUGAAGCCCAAGGCUGCAACCAUCCUAGUCUCUGAGCUACGAGAUAGAUUCCCUGACAUGCCACUACACAUCCAUACACAUGAUACCUCUGGUGCAGGCGUGGCUGCUAUGUUAGCCGCUGCUGAAGCAGGAGCUGAUGUUGUAGAUGUAGCAGUAGACUCGCUAUCAGGGAUGACAUCACAACCUAGUAUGGGAGCUGUUGUCGCAGCUCUUGAAAACACUGGCAUGGAUACAGGUGUUGCACUGGAGGAAGUCUUCAAAUACAGUUCAUAUUGGGAAGUGGCACGUCAGCUGUAUGCUCCAUUUGAAUGCACAGUCACUAUGAAGAGUGGAAACGCUGAUAUCUAUCGUAAUGAGAUCCCAGGAGGACAGUAUACAAAUCUUCAGUUCCAAGCAUUCAGUCUUGGUCUAGGUAGCCAGUUUGAUGAAGUCAAGAAGGCCUAUGUUCAAGCCAAUCAACUACUUGGAGAUCUUAUCAAGGUAACACCAUCAUCUAAGGUAGUAGGAGACCUUGCUCAGUUCAUGGUACAGAAUAAACUCACUCCAGAGCAGGUAGAAGAGAAGGCUGAUGAACUCUCCUUUCCUAAGUCUGUUGUGGAGUUCUUGCAGGGUCAUAUUGGACAACCAUAUGGGGGUUUUCCUGAACCUCUCAGGUCUAAGGUAACAAAGGGACUUGCUACUGUAGAUGGGAGACCAGGAGAAUCUCUUCCAUCUCUUGACUUUGAUGCUCUGAAGGCUGAACUCAUUGCUCAGCAUGGGAAAUGGAUACGAGAUAGUGAUGUCGUUAGUUCUGCCCUCUAUCCUAAAGUCUUUGAAGAUUUUGCCAACUUCAAGAAAGACUUUGGACCAGUGAACACUCUUGAUACCAAGAUAUUCUUGGUUGGUCCUAACAUUGCAGAGGAAUUCAAUGUAGAGAUCGAGAAAGGCAAGACACUUCACAUUACCCUCCUAGCCAUGGGUGAUCUCAACAAGAAGACUGGAGAGAGGGAAGUCUUCUUUGAACUCAACGGUCAACUCAGAUCAGUUCUCAUAAAAGAUAAUGCUGCUAUGAAGGAAUUACACGUCCAUCCUAAGGCUGUGAAGUCAGUGAAGGGAUCGGUAGGUGCCCCCAUGCCAGGAGAGGUGAUUGAUGUCCGGGUUCAAACCGGUGAUAAGGUAGAGAAGGGUGCACCAUUGAUUGUACUAAGUGCAAUGAAGAUGGAGAUGGUUGUCAGUGCACCUAUGUCAGGAGUGGUCAAAUCUAUAUCGGUCAAGAAAGGAACACCUGUAGAUGGAGAUGACCUUCUGGUGGACAUUGAGUAAUGAUGAGGUUUCUUCAGAACUCCCUGGUGAGUAGGAUGGUGAUGGUAAAUUCAAUACGAACAUUGAGAUAAGAACUGGAAUUUAUCGGAUAUUACAAGAAGUACUUGACCCAGAUGUUAAGGCUGUAUUCUGCACUCUGUUACGCAAUGAUUUGCAAUCAAUUGAUAUCAAACAACAACCAAUUAAAAUCAUUGUUACAUGUGCAUUUUUUCAAAUUCUGAUCAGGAACCAAUAAGGAGUGUUCUAUAUAAUUAAAAUCAAUAGCAAAAUUUUGUUAUGCGAAACAGGUUUCCUAACAUCACAUUGAUUAUGACGGACAUUGAAAUGGUAUUAUUUACUGGUGUUAUACUACAAUGAGUAGAAUCAUGUUACUAUGAAAGUCUAGAAGACAUUAUCAAAGCCAAAUUGUGCUAAGUGCCAUCAUUAACUCAUGUCAAAUUAAUUGCAGUUGAGCGUCUGUUCAAAAAUGUAUUAUUGCUUCUCAGUCAUAUACAGUCAGUCCGCAAGCCCUGAAAAAGUAGCUUCUUUUAUCCAAGUGAUAUUCAUGACUAGAGGGUUUUUGCAUAGUUAAUGAGCUUGGUGCGAACCAAAACACCUCUUUUUAUUUGGCCAUUGCUGCUCUAAAUAUUGACCAAAUUUCAUGUUUUUGGUAUCUUUGUAAGGAAGAAGAAUCAUUCUUUUAGGUCAUGUGUUUGGAUUUUUAAAAGAAUGUUGUAAUAUAGGUAAAACUUUUGAUCUAAAACAUGAAACAAAAUAUUUUUUUUCAUGCAACAAAAGUUGUUGUUUUCACACUUAAUUUCUGUUUGGGCACAAAUGAUUUUUAAAUCAUGAUAAAGCUGAAGAUCUAAGCUUUAAUAUGGUAUAAUUUUUAUAAGAAGAUGUAUUUUAGAUGGGUCAGCAGCCAGCUUUUCAUAGGCCAAGUACAUUUUGCAGCUCAAAAACAAGAAUACUGCGCUCUGAUUGGUUAUAGACUCCACACACCCACGCAAAUUCCAAUGUUCCCCACACUGGGCCUCUGCAAGGUCACACUCACCAUGUGGUAAUCUCUUCAAAUUACCCGCGCCUGUUUGUUUUGAAAACAGUAUUCAGCCAAUCAGAACUCUGGAUUUUAUGUUACUCAGAAAUUUCAGAAAUCUCGUCUUGCAUCUUGAUGGAAAUAACUGGCUGCUGACCCAUCUAAAAGAUGCCACAUAUCAAGAGUGACAUUUUAAGAAAGUAUAGAGUUUGAGCUUUCUGAUGAUAUAAAUAAUGUUGGUGCCUGAAACACAAAAUGUUGCACAAUUUACAAGUGAAAACAGAGGAAGAAAAUUCUGUUUGAUGCAUCUUUUCAGGUAAAAAAUUCACUUAUUUAUCAAAAUAUUUCAUUCAAAAGAAAUGACCAAUAUAAAAGGGUAACAUUUACUCUUGCCCAUGGUACAAAAAUAAUCAAUAUUACUCAAGAAGAAAGUGGUUAAAUUCUUUGAGAAAGAAAGUCUCACAAUUCACGAGAUUUUGCAGGGACAUGAAUUCAGCCACGAGAGGACUUGGAUAAAUCUUGCUCAUUUGCUCAUUAACACAGGGGCUUGCGGACUGACUGUAUAUAGUGCAAAUUGAUUGCAGUGUCUAGGAUCAAAUUAUAGCUGUCAAUUUGAACAAGAAAGGACAAUUUUCACCUUGUAUGCUAAUGCAAAAUGUCUCUGGGAAAUUCCCUCUUCAUGAUGUAGAAGAGUAACCAGAUAUAAGCUGUCAUUUCCAUGGAAUUUGAUUGUAUGUCCAAUAUUUAUGGUUUAAUACAAUUCAAUGUGAGUGAUCCAGGGUUAAAUUAAGAAGUGUUUCACAAGUGAUAAAAUACAUUCACAUGAAAUGUUAUAUUACAUAUACACAUUGUCACUUACAUUUGACCUAGACAAUAAAUCUUACACUUCAUCAAAAGAGUCAAAGAUCAACUCAGUCAUAGUCAUUCAGUAAAGUGAAAUAGAUGUUGUUGUUUUUUUUUUUUCAUUUCUAUUGUUGUUGUCAUUAAUAAAAACUGGUUGAAGCGUAAUGAUCAUUUGCAAUCGGUGCUAAUCGACAACUCAUGAGAUUUUAUGCUGAUUAUUGUAUGAAUCCACUAUCUAAUCUCUGAUCACUAGAUUAGAGAUUUCAGUAGACGACAAACUAAACCAACAUAGACUGGGUUUUGGUUAGGGAUCAUCUUCUGGGUUUUCUAAGUGCAAGAUUGGAGACAUUUAUUGGUCCAAAGUUGGUGAAUAAGGAUGAGUUUUUCCACAGAUGAACGGUUAUCUGAGAAUACAUGCAUACUAUCAUCAACAUCCAUUCAAUAAGUGUGUUAUCUGACAUGAUUUGCAUUAUUUUCAGUGCAAUUAUCUCUUCCAUUGUGCUGUUCAUUCCAUUUAUAUGAUUUGAAUCCAUGAAUCAUUAUUAGUUUAAUCAGUAAUAAUGCACAUUAAUAUUAGUCUCAUUCCCAAUUUCAAAUCUGAUGCAUAGUUUUACACCCAUCUCAUAAUAGGGAACAUUUAGCAGUUUGAUGAAAUAGUGUAUGAUUUUUAUGGUUUACAAAAUGUGAAUUGAUACCAGGGUAUUUUUUAUCAUGAAAUUUGAAAUAUGAUCAUAUUCAUUUGAUUGAAGUAAUCAGUAUACAUGUAUUAUGUAAUCUUUGUUAUUCAUUGAUAGCAAUGUGACAUGGCAAGAAUGUGGCAAAAGCUUGAUAUUGCCUCUGAUAUUGGAGCAAAAAAAUACAAAAUUUUAUAUGUCUAAUGGUAGGUGUAAAUGUGUUAUCAGAUUAUAUGUAUGCCAAGGCUAAUGUACUCUCAUAUAUUUUCAGAGGUUGAAGAUAUAUUUAUAUUUAUUACUUAUUAUGUGAUGUGUCAAUGUUUCCAUAAUACUGUAAGUGGAAAAGUAAGAGCAAAAUUAACCAGUUCUGCAUGAUGAUGUGCUUGUCAAAAAUGAUGUGUGAUUCAUUGUAUUCCUAUAUAUAUUCCUGUAUAUCUCGUUGCAGGUGAAAUUAAAGCAGAAAGAAUGGGGGUAUUCAACAUUAGAUUGGAAAAAUAAUUAUGCUUUUUUUGUCUUAGAUACUGUGAAAGUAGGUGAGAAGGGGAUUGCAUACAUGUAUUAUUGAUAUUACAAAAGUUUAUUUGGAUAGCAUUGGUAUUAUUGAAUCCCUGAUAUACUGUAUAUUUUAGUCCAUAUUGUCAAGUUUUCUUUGCAUCACCUUUCAUCCUUUAUUUUCGAGCCCUUUAAAAUCCUGAUAUGGAUUUUAACAAUAUGUUUAAUGCUAUAGUAUGUUAAAGUGAACUAUGUUGGUUAUCAUGGGAUAUGUACUAUGGACUUCCCUUACUGUAUGUCCUGUUGCUAUGUUUGCCUGAAAUAUGUAUGCAUUUGUCUCUUCAUUUAUGUUAAGCAAGCAUUCACCAUAUUAUGUUAUGGGAUACAACAAUUUUCAUUAUAAACAAUAUUACGCAAUAGGUACUGUUGACAUUUACAUGGAGUGUCACAGUAUGCAGACGCACAAUGUUUCGAGCUUAUAUUUUUUUAUUUUACAUGAUUAUGAUAUAGUGAAAAUUUAUCAGCAGUAUUAAUCAUGCUGUAUUGGUUUUGGUCACUUCCAGUAAGAUUUUUUUUAUGGUCCUGAAUUGUGCAAAGUUUGAUGGUCUAUUAUUUUUAGGGCAAGUUGAGCUUUUCAUUCAUCUCCCGCUUUGGAAAAUGUAAAUCAUAGCACAAUGUACACUAUCUAAUAUGAUGAAAACUUUUAAGUGAAGAUAUUUAGAUUUUAAGUUUGUAAGUUACUUUUUCAUUUCAUUAACCCAUUGUUAUUUACAGUCACUCUUUACACAUAUUUUAAGGUUAAUAAUAGUAAUUUUCUCGACAAUAUCAAUUAUUUUGACAACCAUUCAAAAUCGAAUAAAAAUAAUUCAGAGUGCAUCGUUAGUUACAAAAACUUAACAUACACAAAUUUAUCUCUCUCUCUCUCUCUCUCUCUCUCUCUCUUUCUCUUUAUCUGACUAUUUUAUUGACUUGGUUAUGGUGCUCAACCUGGGGUGACCUAAUUCAUCUCUUUAAGUAUUAUAACCAUGAAUGAUGCAGUAGCAUUGUAUGCCUGCCAAUUGUAUUACUAUUACAUAUCAUUUAAAUUUGUGUGUGACCACUGAAUUUGUGGAAAUAAAAAUUG
This is a messenger RNA of Lytechinus pictus (painted urchin), 7922 nucleotides long. Its product is annotated as pyruvate carboxylase, mitochondrial-like. The transcript has 19 exons. The record is from RefSeq and is a predicted model, not a curated record. Gene Ontology annotation, molecular function: ATP binding; metal ion binding; pyruvate carboxylase activity. Gene Ontology annotation, biological process: pyruvate metabolic process; gluconeogenesis. NCBI's taxonomy places the organism in Eukaryota, Metazoa, Echinodermata, Echinoidea, Temnopleuroida, Toxopneustidae. The coding region runs from base 158 to 3775 and encodes 1205 amino acids. Gene Ontology annotation, cellular component: cytoplasm.